This is a messenger RNA of Clonostachys byssicola, 1824 nucleotides long. NCBI's taxonomy places the organism in Eukaryota, Fungi, Ascomycota, Sordariomycetes, Hypocreales, Bionectriaceae. The record is from the annotation of a GenBank genome assembly.
AUGUGUCCUGCCACCUCUGCCGAGCUCGAAAGGUAUGGAUCUACCGAGACUGCAUUUAGGAUGAAUGCACACCUUGGAAACUAUGAGUCGUCUAAUUGUCAGCAGACUAGGUGCAGCGGAGAGCCAACGGGCUGCGACAAGUGUGUCGCCAUUGGCGCUGAAUGCCAAUACCCAAGUCGACCCUCUCGCCGAAAGAAACGAUCUCGAUCAGCAUUCCAAUCUUCUCAACAAGAUGCAACUAUCGGCGAUGGCACAAACCAGGAACCGAUGAAUAAAGAAACCUAUUCAAACCCCAACGACAGCUCCAUUGGUGCCACGGCGGAUAAUAUGAUAAAUGGUGUUGUGGAUGGUCAUCAAGCUCCCUCAAGCACAACCACAAAAGACUUAAUGCUGUCAGCGACGAACUUGUUUGACUUUGACGACGAAGCCGAUGGAGAUGCACAGCAUCUCGAGCAUUGGCUAACCUCGGGAACUAAUGCACAGGCGGAGGCGGAAGCUCCUAGCGCCUCGGCACGUUCAGCUAUGCUGGAUGCGUGGCCAGACCUCGGUGCUCUCUCCUCUGGGACGUUUGGGGAAGUCAGUCAGCAUUGGGAUCCCCUCACCGACGAUCAACUGCCGUCGGGCAGUUAUCAGAGACAACUAAGUGAAGCUGAAGAGGACACCAACGAACCAGCUAAUGGUAUCCCAAAUGAUAUUCCAUCUAUGGCCAUGGAAUCUGUUCUGGCAUCACUGAGUGCCGCUCUGGCAUCUCCUAGACCCCGUCCGCCUGGAGGCUCCAGCAGCCGGAGUGAAAGCCUUGACCAGCAUAGAAGUGGGUUCGAGAACCCCAACUCAUCAGCAUCUUACCGACCGCCAAGGGACUCGAGGAAGAAUCCUUGGCCGCCAUCGUCGUCAUCCUCCUCUCUUUCCAGGGCCAACAGCAAUAGCCACGGUUCCAUGCCACUUUCUGCACCCGAUGUUCAGCGUAGAUCGAUAGCCCAGACCUUGAGCAACGCCAACCGUCACAGGACAUCGGGCCCUCAAUCUUCUGUGUCAGCAUCAGCCUCAUCCUCAGUGUCCGCCGGGGCCGGUGCUGCAGGUAGUGUUGGUAGAGCAGCCUCUACUAAUGUACCAUCUCAACAGAGGGAAAAUUGCCGAUGUGCAAAGUAUUCGGCUGCUUUGUUGGAGCUGCUGGAGGAACUGGGCGCCAAUAUGGGUCUCACACGGAACCCUGCAUCAAUGGGGGUUCUGCUUGGACUGUUGCGGAGUGCACUGGCGAGAUGCAAAGAGGCAUUGGAAAAAGAGCCAUGCAGGGCGUGCAAGGGAAGCAGUCAGACUGAAAGGCUCAUUCUUCUCACCCUUUUGUUGCAGUUUAUGAGUAACAUGUAUGAGCGUGUAGUUGAGAGCUGUGUGGCAAUGAUUGAUGACAUGGUUAAUGAGAACCACGAAGAUACAGCUCCCCAGUAUCUGGUUGGCUCGACUCCUUCUCCUAGAUCAACCAGUAAUCAACCACUCGGCGGGGGAAUGGACGACAUGGACUAUGCACAAGGGCAAAGGAGGGACGCCGUGCAAGGGUUGGCGCGCGCACCCGAUGAUGCAAUGGAGGACUUGUGGUUCUCAACAUAUCAUAUUCAGAGUAGCUGCGAGCGUCUGCAUGUUCUAACCACACUGGUAACGGUUCAGAUUACAGAACUCUCAUAUCUUUUGGGUAAUCCCAAACUACGUGCGGGUGGCAGACAGAACCAACUCGCGAUUUUGGCCUCCAUUGAGAGAGUAACUAGCUCCUCUCGACGUAUGUUGCGAACGAGCAUUGACAGAGCUAUUGCUAGCAAAGAAAAGCACUGA